This is a messenger RNA of Symbiodinium necroappetens, 1185 nucleotides long. The record is from the annotation of a GenBank genome assembly. Lineage: Eukaryota; Dinophyceae; Suessiales; Symbiodiniaceae.
AUGUCCGGCGCAGAGCCUGCAGACGCCCCGUCCGAUGCAGGACACACUUGGGGCGAGCCCCGCACAGAGGACGCAGGCGACGAAGCCGGCGCUGGAGCUGGAGGUUCCCGUUCGCGGCCGGGAGCAGCUGCCGUGCAGAUGGCCGUCAGGGUCCUCACCGAGGCGACCGAGGACAUGGUGAUGGACACGUUAGAAGAUGUGCGCCUCAAGGCCCGCGCCCGAUUGGCAGCCUUGUUCGCGCAGUCGGUGGCGGAAGGGCAUCAGGCGUACGACCCUGACCCGGUCGUUGGCCCUGGUGUUUUCUAUGACUCCGCUUUGCUCGCGGCGAACCUGUUCCCCGAGGAGGCAGUGGACGAGGCCUUGGCGCAGACUGCUUUGGAUGGGGGUGUCGUAGACUCGUCCGACAGCAUCUCCGACACUCCUCCCGAGGGUGCUCCUGCAGAGAAGUCCGCACCUGCACAGCCGGCACCCAGUCCGAAGUCGGUGGCCAAGCCUACAGCCUUUUCGCCGCCGCCGCUCUCCAAGAAGGCCACGGCGAAGGCGCCGAGCCCGCAGCAGCUCCACCCUCGUGACGCCCGUCAGCCUAAGGCUUCGGAUGCGGUGGUGCCUGUCGCGCCCCAGGUCUUGAAGGUGGAGGUGACAGUCCCGGCCGAGUUUCAGGACGUGAUCGCCACCGAGACAUACACCAACGACCCCGUCCUGGUCGCGCCCAAGGGAGGUACCAACCCGAACCCGCUAUUCAGGUACCCUCCGGUCCCGGCGCACGUCCAGUUCGGCGGUGGAGGUCCUCACCCUACAGCUCCCGCCCAGCAGCAGGUCAUGGUGAAGAACGUGCCCAAGGUCCCGUUCGUGCCCAAGGUGACGACGGCUCCCCCCCCGGCUCCUUCCAGUUCGGCGACUACAGCAGCACCGGCAGCGGAUGCCAGUGCGGGGGCGAAGCCCGCGGGGACCACGCAGCACCAGUUCGUGCGGAACCCGAAGGCGCAAGGGAACCGGGCGGACAUCCCGAGCGGCGAGCCCAAGGCGAAAGCGAACCCGGUCGUGCCUACCGUGUGGCCGCCUGGCGCCACCCUUCCGACAACGACUGCCGCUGGCGCCCAGUUCGCUACGGUGCCCUCGCUGCGGGCUUCGGCCUUGCGGCAGGGUGAACAGACGUGGGCAUCGUCGCGCCCACUCUCGCCACCU